Messenger RNA from Pelobates fuscus (common spadefoot toad), 1483 nucleotides. It is a transcript of the gene TBCC, whose product is annotated as tubulin folding cofactor C. The transcript has a single exon. NCBI's taxonomy places the organism in Eukaryota, Metazoa, Chordata, Amphibia, Anura, Pelobatidae. Gene Ontology annotation, molecular function: tubulin binding. Bases 109 to 1095 code for a protein of 328 amino acids. The record is from RefSeq and is a predicted model, not a curated record. Gene Ontology annotation, biological process: post-chaperonin tubulin folding pathway; tubulin complex assembly. Gene Ontology annotation, cellular component: cytoplasm.
GUACCACUGCGACUUUGUCACGUGACCUGUCAACGUCACCCACAGCGGCCGGAAGUGACUGUCUCGCCACUGUCACCGGUAUCUCCAUAGAAACGAACAGCUCGAGCUAUGGAAGCAGACGGGGCUCUGCCGGAAGGCACAGGCCGGCUUCCCGAGAGGCUGCAGCGGAGGGACCAGGAGCGGCAGCGGGAGUUGGAGCAGAGGAAGCGGCAGAAGGAUGGGCAGGCGGUGCCGGAGGAGAAGAGCGCCCAUUUCGGCGCCACUUUCGGUCCCGAGAAGGCGGCCAUCGAGGAGCUGCUGUCCGGCUCGGAGCCCGGCCUGCUGGAGGAGGUGGCCGGCCGCCUGCAGGGCCUCCAGAAGCUGCUGAAUGACAGCAUGAUGUUCCUGCCGCCCUACGACAUCCGCCAGGCCCAGGAGGCCGUCAGCCGGCUGCAGGAGGCCCUGGAGGACAAGCGGCAGGCGCUGCAGCCCAAGAAGAAAUUCGCCUUCAAAUCCCGCAAGAAGGACCAGGCUGCAGCGGGCUCGGGCACUCCGGCCCCCGGGACAGCCACCCCCAGGCCGGCCGCCGUUAAAGCCCAGCCCCAGGAGCCCGCUCCGGUACUGUGCGGCUUCCAAGGCCUGUCCUCCCAGGUGCUGUUCAUGGAGGCCGCGGAGAUCCGGCAGAAGGACGUGCUGCUGAGCGACCUGAGAGACUGCACCAUCACCCUGCACGGCUGCCCUGGCACCCUCCAUGUCCGGGGGCUGCACGGCUGCAGGCUGCUCUGCGGGCCCGUCUCCUCCUCCGUGUUUGUGGAUAGCUGCACCGGCUGCCUGUUCACCUUCCCCUGCCAGCAACUGCGCACCCACAGCUCCUCCGACUGCCGCUUCUACCUGCAUGUCACAUGCAAGGCCAUCAUAGAGGACUGCACUGACCUGCACUUCGCACCCUUCACCUGGAGCUACGAGAACAUCCAGAGGGACUACCAGAUCUCUGGGCUGGAUCAGGCCAGGAACAUGUGGGACCUGGUGGAUGAUUUCAAUUGGCUUGUCCGUGGUGUCCAGUCCCCAAAUUGGAGUAUAAUACCCGAGGGGGACAGGAUAACUCACUGGAACUGAUGUCACAGGCUUCAUUCAUUCUAACAUCUGUGUUAAAUAGUUCUAUAGUAAUGGACAACAUCUGGAGAUGCUUUACUGCCAUUUUUUUUUUUUACUUUAUGGUUAUUAUUUAAAUACUAUUUUAUUCAUUGCUUCCAUUAUACAUUUCAAGAUAAACUAGAUACACAGAGCUAUAUACACCUCACUUAUUGAAAGUGUUACCAGACCAGAUUCUGUAAUGUCUUUAUCUAUGACUUACUCACCAGGCCUGUGAACAUCUCAACCUGUUGUCAGUGAAAUUGAGUGAACAUUGAUUAACAAAGCACUGUAUGUCAAACCCCUCAUUUUAAUCAAUGUAUUGCUGAUACAAAAAUUAACAUAUAUUAAAAACAAAACCGUAUUUACGGCA